AUGAGAGAGGCCGUGGCAGCCGAGGAGGAGGAGGAGGAAGAGGAGGAGGCGCGGCCGCCCUUCGGCCCCAAAGGGAGAGGCCGUUCCCGUUCCCAGUCCCGGUCCCGGUGCCGCGGGGAUCCCGGGCUGGGCGCCGCCGUGCGGAUCCUGUUCGGGAUGGCCGCGAUGAUCCUGGCGGCCGUGGCCACGCUGGGAACGCUGGCAUUCCGGAGGGUGGAUUCCAUCUCCAUGGAGAUCAGCUCAGCCCAGGCCUCGUGGGAGCGCAGGAUCCUCUCCCUGCACCAGCAGCUCCAGGCAAGGGGCGGGAGAAGAAGCUCCGGGAACGGCUCCAUGUUCUGGGACGCGGCGUCGCUGGGCCGGGAGCUCUCGGAGCUGCAGCGGGAGCUGUCGGAGCUGCGGGAGACGCUCCAGGCGCAGGAAUUCCAGCUGGAGCAAACCGCCCGCAGCCAGGCCCGCCUGGCCAGCGCCGGCUCCGACCUCUCCAUGAGGCUGGAAAUCUGCUCCGGUUCCCUGAGGAGCAUCAGCCGGAGCCUGGAGCGGCUGCGGGAUUGGGCUGGGGAGUGCCAGGGCGGCACCGCCCGCCUGCGGAAUUCCCUGCAGGAUCUGGCCUGGCGGGAAUCCCAGCUUGGAGCAGCGGUGGAGCUGCUGAAUUCCAGCCUGGCGCAGAACUCCUGGCGUCUCCGUGAGCUCCAGGAGGACGCGGCCGAGGAGGCGCCGGCGCUGCGGGCGGCGUUGGCCGCGGGGCAGAGCCUGACGCGGCUCCUUGGGACGCUCCGCGCGGAUUCAUCCCGGAGCGCGGAUCAGCUCCGGAGCUUCCAGGCGGGGCUGGGCCCAGCCACGCGGGAAACCUCCCGGAAUUCCGAGGGGCUGCAGGAGCUGGCGGCGCAUCUGCUGGCGCUGCAGCUGCAGCUGGACGGGGCCGCGGCGCAGCUGGAGGAGCAGCGGGACGGCGCGCAGGAGCUGCGGCGGCGCCGCGCCCGCGGGCACCAGCGCGGGCAGGAGCGGCUGCAGGAGCUGCGAUCCCGGCUGGAGUCACUGCGGGAGGAGCUGCGGAGCGUCGAGGCCGGCGCGGGCGGCGCGGGGGCGCACGUGCGCGCCAUGCUGCGCUUCCUCGAGGCCGCGCGCGAUUCCUGCGGGCGGGAGCUGCGCGGGCACGGCCGGGAGCUGCGGGAGAUGAGCAGGGACGCGGCGGCGAUCCGGGCGGGAACGGAGGAGCUGCGGGAGCGAUCCGGGAUGCUGAGAAUGCGGCUGGAGCUGGGCGUGAGGAACCUGAGCCUGGCCGUGCAGGAGAUGAGGGCGGUGGAUGCGCGGCACGGGGAGAUGCUGCGGAACGCCAGCCAGAUCCGAGGCGUUCCGGGGCUGCCGGGGCCGCGCGGCCCCGAGGGCGACACCGGGCCCGGGGGCGCUCCGGGAGCUGCGGGCCCCGGGGGCGGCCGCGGGGAUUGGGGAGCGCCGGGAGCGCCGGGAGCGCCGCCGGGAGCGCCCGGAGCGCCGGGAACGCGCGGAGAACCGGGCCCGAGCGGAGCGCCGGGGAGCCCCGGGCCCAAGGGCGCCAAGGGCGGGAUGGGCCUGCCCGGAGCCCGCGGGGAACCGGGGACACCGGGCGGGAGCGGAGCCCCGGGAGCCCAGGGGCGGGGGAGCCCGGGGAGAGGGGAGAGCCGGGAAUACCGGGGACACCGGGACCGCCCGGGCCACCGGGACCGCCCGGACCACCGGGACCAUGACUGGGACAGGGGGACAGGGACAGAGGGGGAGCCCGGGGAGAGCCGGGAAUACCGGGACUGCCGGGACCACCGGGACUCUGACCGGGACAGGGGGACAGGGGACAGCAGGGACACGGAGAGCCCGGGGAGACGGGAGAGCCGGCAAUACCGGGACUGCCGGGACCACCGGGACCAUGACUGGGACAGGGGGACAGGGACAGCGGGGGAGCCCGGGGAGAGGGGGGAAUACCGGGACUGCCGGGACCACCGGGACCAUGACUGGGGACAGGGACACAGGGACAGCGGGGGAGCCCGGGGAGAGGUGGAAGCCGGGAAUACCGGGACUGCCGGGACCAUGACUGGGGACAGGGGGACGGGGGACAGCGGGACAGCCCGGAGCCCGCGGGGAGACCGGCAGAGCCGGGGAACCGGGAACAGCGGGGACAGAGGGGGAGCCCGGGGAGAGGGGAGCGCCGGGAAUACCGGGGGCCAUGAAUGA
Molecule: messenger RNA, 2202 nt
Organism: Melospiza georgiana
Lineage: Eukaryota; Metazoa; Chordata; Aves; Passeriformes; Passerellidae
Gene: SCARA3
Product: scavenger receptor class A member 3
Exons: 7
Coding region: 1-2202 (733 amino acids)
Source: RefSeq, a predicted model, not a curated record